Molecule: messenger RNA, 4106 nt
Organism: Panicum virgatum (switchgrass)
Lineage: Eukaryota; Viridiplantae; Streptophyta; Magnoliopsida; Poales; Poaceae
Exons: 3
Coding region: 537-1568 (343 amino acids)
Source: RefSeq, a predicted model, not a curated record
CCCCCCCCCUCUCCGAGGCUGCACAGGCAGCAGACAUUUACUCCGCCGCGUCGCCCCCUGCAGCGGGACCGCUUUCAAUCCAGUCGCGGCGCAAGGACGGCCUCCGGCCGCACGUCUCCACGCAGUGAUGCCGCUGACCUCUGCAACGGGUGGGAGACAGCUACCGGCCGCCGGAGGUCUGCUCGCGGAGGGGCCGCCAGCUCGCGACGACGUGACGGACGACACGACGCCCAUUCAAGCCGCCGCGGAGAUGCAAGCAAACCUUCAAGGCGCCCAACAACCAGUGCAUUCGCUGCCUUCACUCGGGCUACGGCAGUACGGCUGGCCGGUGUUUCAAGUGCCUGGCAAAAGACCACCGUGCCGCUGCCUGCAGGGAUCCUUUCCGGUGCUUCCGCUGCUUCCGGCUGGGGCACCGAGCGCGCGAGUGUCGCCAGCAAAACAAUCGCCCACCCAACGCCCGGCCACCACCGCCGCCACCACCUUCACCGCUGCGCACCCCUCCACCACCUCCUCCCCUGCGCCCCGGAGUAGUCCCCAUGGCGCUCGGAGACCCUGACACUCGCCCUGACGAGGAGACAAUCUUUGUCCCAAAUUCUUUCGAUUUGGAGCGUGAUGCCCGUGAUUGGGAAUCCUGCACCUUGGUGUCGUGGGCGAUGCAUCUGCCGCGCGGUGCUGGGGCAAGCGACAUCGAAGAACUCCUGCUUGGCGAGCUGAACCUGCACCGUGGCGACCUCAACGUCACGGUCCACCAGCCGGAGCCAUUCCUGAUCCGGUUCGAGCGAAAGGAGGACUGCGACAAGGCAAGAAGCCAAGGAAGGUUCCAGCGCCGCGGCAUCGACAUUUGCCUGCGGCGUUGGCGAAGCCUCACGCACGCGAUGGGACUUCGGCUCUUCUACCGCGUCAGGCUGUACCUCGACGGCAUUCCCGGCCAUGCUUGGACGCCGGACAUUGUGGAGCGCGUCAUCGGCCGACGUUGCGCCCUGCAGUGCAUCAACACCGACCUCGUGCAGCCGCAGGACACGAGGCAUGUCGACUUGUGGGCCUGGACUGCGGACCCGGGUGCCAUCCCCAAGCGGGUGUGGCUCGUCUUCACCCACCGGCCUUGCGACAGGUCCUCGGCGGUGCUCGUCCUGCGCGAACAGCCGGACCGCUGGCUCCAGGGAGUCCGCUACGAAGUCUUCCUGCACGUGGGCUUGUUGAGGACUACACGGCGGCGGCGCAUGACCUCCACGGGGCAACCUCCAACCCGGCGGCCUUCAAGCCAACCAAGCGCCCCUACAUCUGGCGCUAUGGCUUCAUGGAUGGUGCUCCGGCGGCCGCGCGCCUUCCCAAGCCUCCACAUGAUCAGGCCGCCCCCGAUGCGGGGCGCCCUGCGUCCUGGGCUGACCAGCUGGCUCAGGGCGCCCGGGAACGGGCCGAGCCUAGCAAUGUCCAGGACCGCACUGCCGUUGACUGUGACGGGCGGGGGGCUGCUGCUCCGGAAUGCGGCGGGCGCGGUCGCGACACGGCGGAACACGAUGGGCGCGAUAGGAACACGACCGAGCGGGGCCGGACCACGUCCGAACUGACGACGCGCGCCGCAGGGAGGCAUGCACGUGCAGAGACGAGGGCUUCACUUGGCCAAGGUUCUCUAGCCCCGACGACGACUACGAACAUCCAGGACGGGGAAUGGAGUGCGGCCGCAGGAACCAGGUGCGCCCCUCUGGCCGCGGGGAGCACCGUGAGCGUACCAGGUCGCCGCGACGCCGAGACAGUGAAUUCAAGGGAGGUCGGUGCCGGGCUGACGAGGGGCGCCCGAUACAGCAUUUCUGUAUGCGCUCUCUUGCCACGGCGCUGCCGAGCACUGAAGAUUUGAGGAGCAGGUCGACGGCUCAGUUGCAGGCGGCUUUCAAGCAGCAAGCCCAGCUACUGCUGACCUUGGCCAGGGAGGGACCUGGCGACAACCCCUCUUCCUGGGUACGCAACGGCAUGGACAACAUCAACAAAGCCUGCUUCUUCGCCAGCAGGCUUGGCCUCCACGAUCUGCCGGCACAACAACUGCUUGCCAAUGGGAAUGCAGCCUGGUCCAAUGUGCAAGUAAGUGAGCAACUAAUUCCUACUGCUCGUGUCUGCAACAGGAUUCAGACAACAACUGCCCCAUCCGUCGCCGACGUUGAGCAUGCGCUUGACAAGAUGACGGCCCUGGCGGUUGCGCCCGCCGUCGCGGUGACCGGCGCGCCGACGGGCUCCGUGGGGACGGAUGCUGCGGCCACUGCAGCAGACGCGCGGCCGCCUUCUGACGCGGCGACGGGUGCCGCGGUCGGAGCGGCAUCUCACGCGAUUACUGACGGCGAGGGGUUGGCCGCACCCCCUGACGGCGCUGGCGCUCCUCAAGUCGUGAGCGGCGGCAGCGUGUCGUCCCAGGGGGGAUUUUUUUAAUUUUAAUUUUUUUAAACUAAAAUUUUAAUAAUAAUCUGUCUGGAUCUAAAUUUUCAAAAACUAGCCUUUUUGGUCACACCAAAACUCGUGGCGCAACUCACUGAAGGGUCGCCCCACAUGUUUUGGCGCGACCAACCUGCCACGCUGGCAGCUCCGCGGACCUGGCAAGGCUGAGUCGUGCCACAUGCUUUGAAGUGACUCUUCAGCGAGUCGUGGCAUGCGGCGUGGCGCGACUCUUGAAGGAGUCGUGCCGUCUGGCGUGGCGCGACUCUUCAGGGAGUCGCGCCGUGCGGCGUGGCGCGACUCAACUAAUGUUACCAAUGGAGGCGAAGGUUCAAAUGACCACGAUGGCCUGCUAACUCAGUCGGUAAUGUAACAUUACGACAUCUCCAAUAAGCGAAAAGCAUAUUACGCAUUCAAUAUUUUUCAAGAUAUUUUGCCAUCUGUACAAUGAAGGUAAUUGUUCUUAAGAAAUGCAGAAAUUCAUGUGGUACUUCGACACAAUUGAAUGAUUUUUUUCUUAGAAAGUUUCUCUUCUAAAAAGUGGUGUUCAUGAGCAGGUUGAAUUAGAUUUUUCACCAUAAAUUAUGUAAAGUGAUGGUUUAAUAUGCUUGCAAAAAUGUCCGCUAUAGAUAGAAAACUAGAGCCAGUUAUCAUUUUUCUUAGUUUCCCCUUCCAGCAUGUAGGCUGAGAGCCACUAGCAGUUUUUCUUCAAUGUGAUUAGCCAAAUGAAUUUGGGCAUCAUGAUUAUCUUUAACAUGUCAAGUGUGUUUUGGUCAUAAAAUUUUGUUUUGGCGAUUCUAUUGGUUACCAGAGAAAUUUAUGAUUUGAUAAUGAACAUGAAGUUUGCAGAAAGGGAAAGAAAAAGAGGUCACGACCUACGGUCUACGCGCCGCUACACAUGCGAUUUCAACCAACGAACACUGCCUUGGUGCCCAGCUGUCGGUGUUUUACCGUCAGGUUCUCCGAGGGGUAUCCCGAGGAGAGUGAUUAUGAGUAGGGACUUGCUGAGAUCAGAACGCGAUGAUGCAAGGAACACAAGAAUUUAGACAGGUUCAGGCCGCCGGAGCGUAAUACCCUAUGUCGUGUGUGGUGAUUUGUAUUUCCUUAGGUGUUGUUCGAUGUGUCUCGUCCCCUUUUGAGGGAGUCCCUGAUCGCCCUUAUAUAAUCCGGGGGAACAGGGUUACAUGGAAAGUCCUAGUCGAGUUCUGUUAGGAUUCUAGUCCGAGGGGUUUGGCUAGUUUCCGAGUACGUCGACUAGUUCUACUCCUAUUCAUGUAGAUACAAAAAAGGUAGGACAUACCCAUGUGCUACUACCUACUCUAGAAUAUUCCGUGCCCGUGGGCAGUUUCACUGUCCCGGGUCUGACAGGGUGUAACUAUUCGCGAUGAAUCUAAUGACGGUAAUUAAUUCAUGAUUUGCUACAGUGAUGCUACAGUAACCAUACUCUAAUCGUGCGGUCAAAUGCCUUAUUAGAUUGGUCUCGCGAAUUUACCAGGAGUCCUGAAGGCGGUUUUGUAAUUAGACUUUAUUUAAUACUCUAAAUUGGUGGUCAAAUGUGCAAAAAGUUUUCGCGAAAUUUUUUCACCCCAAACCAAACAAGGCACAUAAUUCUUCUUUAUGUUGAAAAGUUUAUGAUGCCAAUGAUCAUGCCAUGGAGGUGGAGGAUAGAGUAGAUUUAGAGGGGG